AUAUUUGCUUGUUCUCAAUGUCCAAAAAUAUUUGCAACAAGAUCUAACUUAAAACGUCAUAUGGAAAACCCAAAUAUUCAUAAUAUACCUUAUGUUCGAAGCAGAGACCAAAAGAGAUGGAAAGGUCAUUCAAAGAAAAUAUCUUCCAGGCAAGAAACAACGGAAAGAAUGCGUAAAUGGAGAGCAGAAAAUAGAGAUAAAAAUAAAAGAAAUGAUUUACGUUGUAGAGUGUAUAGAUUAGCUAGACAAAAAUUUGGAAUAGAAGACUCUGAAGAAAAACAAAAAUUUAUUCAUUAUGAAAUCAAUAGAAGACUCGGACGUCGUCUGUUACUUGAACAAAAGAAUAAUAUUCAACAACAGCAAGAAGAAAUGAAUAAAAAGAAAGAUAGAUUAGAUGAAUUGCCUUUCUAUUGUGCGCCUUUACAUAAAAUAGAAUUGCCUUCAAUA
Molecule: messenger RNA, 447 nt
Organism: Cokeromyces recurvatus
Lineage: Eukaryota; Fungi; Mucoromycota; Mucoromycetes; Mucorales; Mucoraceae
Exons: 4
Source: RefSeq, a predicted model, not a curated record